AUCGAAAUCAAAAUGUAAGAAAUUAAUUUUUAUUAUUUCUUUUCAUUUUAUAUUUUUGUUUCUUUUUUUUGAAAAAUAAUUAUUUAAGUUAAAUGAUUGGCGUCGUCGUGCAUCAAUAUUUCAUGAAAAUGUAAAAGAUGUAUCUCGUUUACUUCAAAAAUUAGUAUCUAUAAAUAAUCGUGCUUUACUUUAUGAUAUUUAUAAUUAUAUUAAUGAUAUUAAUUCAACAUUUAUUCUUUGUUCAAAAUAUCUUUAUUGGAUUGAUGAUAAUCAAAAACAUUCAUCAGUAUUUAUGUCAGGCGAUGAAGAACCAUGGUCAAAACGAGGUGGUCUUGCUGGAGAUUUUCUUGAUUUAUUACCAAUAGGUGAUUUUCAAUCUUUAAUGAAACCAGGAUUGAAUUCAUUAUCAAACAUAUUUUUUAUUCGACCAAUAACUUCGAAUGAUCAUGCAUCUAUGUAUGCAUUAUGUACAACUAUUUCUUAUCAAUAUGAUAUUGAUCAUCUAAUUAAUCAAUAUUCACAAAUUUUAGCUGAUAAGAUAAUAGGUAGAUAUUUGUCAAGUUCAUUAAAUAAUGUAAAUAAUUGUUAUGCUAUUGAUAAUAAUGAAGAUAAUUUAUGUGGAUUUGUAUUAACAAUAAAUGAAAGUGAAAAAUAUGAUAAAUUCAUUCAAACAAAAUGGAUUGAACAACUUCAUGAGAAAUAUCCAAAUGUUGAUCAAAAUUUUUUUGAAUUAAUCGAAUGUCCACAGUGGAUUUAUGAUCAAUAUUCUGUUCGUAUUCAAAUAUUUAUUGAUUUAGCAAUAAAAACCGAUGAAAUUUAUCAUGUUGGAUGUAAAUUAAUGAAAAUUCUUAGUGAAAAUCUUUCUCAACAAGGUUAUGGUGGAUGUCAUGCCUUGUUAGAUGAAAGAAAUGUUUGUUUACAUAAGUUUUAUUUAUAUCUUGGUUUUACUGAUAUAGCAAAUAUUGAUCAAAAUGAUCAUAUGAUUCUUCUUGCUAAAAGAUUUUAA
Rotaria sp. Silwood2 is the source of this 1006-nucleotide messenger RNA. The record is from the annotation of a GenBank genome assembly. Lineage: Eukaryota; Metazoa; Rotifera; Eurotatoria; Philodinida; Philodinidae.